This is a messenger RNA of Olea europaea var. sylvestris, 568 nucleotides long. RefSeq names its product zinc finger CCCH domain-containing protein 15 homolog. The transcript is spliced from 2 exons. NCBI's taxonomy places the organism in Eukaryota, Viridiplantae, Streptophyta, Magnoliopsida, Lamiales, Oleaceae. The record is from RefSeq and is a predicted model, not a curated record. The coding region runs from base 72 to 317 and encodes 81 amino acids.
CACCGUAAAUACGUGAGCCACGGAAUUUAACUCGAGACCUAGAACAGAGAACUUUGAACGACGAGAAAAUAAUGGGCGCAGAAGCUGAAAAUCAUCAACAAAAACUAGGGUCAGUUCCCAAUCCAAACCCUAAUCCCAAUCCCAUCUCGGAAGCUCAAUUUCUUGCCUGGAAACGCCGCAAGGUCGCUGAUGCUUCAGCAAAAAAGGAUGAAGCAACAAGGAAGCGUGCAGAGGAUAUAGCUGCCGGGCUGGUUCAAAUGAAUGGUCGUGAGUUAUUUGUGCAUGAGCCCUGGGUGUUUGAUAAUAACCUUUACUGAGGUCAAUUUUAUCAGUUCAUUGCAGUUUUCCGUGGAGCUCAAUGCAUUCAUAAAUGAUAUUUGUAGCUUAUUUUCCUUGUAUUAAACUGAUCUCGAGUGCAUUGGUGUUUACGAGGACAAACUGUGAUGGAAUGUUGUCGUAUAUACUUGAUGAUUAUCGUCUAUUUUCACCUAUGGAUUUAUCCCUAUUUAUAUAGACGAGAGAUUGGAUCCAUCAGUUACAUCUUUAUGGAAAAGAAUAUUAUUCCACA